Molecule: messenger RNA, 1561 nt
Organism: Macadamia integrifolia
Lineage: Eukaryota; Viridiplantae; Streptophyta; Magnoliopsida; Proteales; Proteaceae
Product: importin-4-like
Exons: 8
Coding region: 1-1050 (349 amino acids)
Biological process (GO): protein import into nucleus
Cellular component (GO): cytoplasm; nucleus
Molecular function (GO): nuclear import signal receptor activity
Source: RefSeq, a predicted model, not a curated record
AUGGGUCACAUGGCAUUGCUUCUUUUCAUGCAGGAAGGGUCUUUAAAGGGGAAGGAAGUUCUUGAUACUGUGAUGGAUAUCUUCAUCAAGACAAUGACCGAAGAUGGUGAUAAGGAAGUGGCUGCUCAAGCAUGCAUGAAUGUGGCAGACAUCAUCAAGGAUUAUGAAUACAUGUUAGUUGAACCCUAUAUGCCUCGGCUUGUUGAGUCAACUUUAGUACUACUACGAGAGCAAUCAGCUUGUCAGCAAAUAGAAUCUGAUAGUGAGAUUGAUGAUGAUGAUGCCGAGCAUGAUGAAGUGCUUAUGGAUGCAGUUUCAGAUCUCCUUCCUGCAUUUGCAAAGUCCAUGGGUUCUCACUUUGGCCCCAUCUUCUCAAAGCUGUUUGAACCUUUAAUGAAAUUUGCGAAAGCUUCACACCCUCCACAAGAUAGGACCAUGGUAGUUGCGUGCCUUGCAGAAGUUGCUCAGGAAAUGGGUGCCCCGAUUGCAGGAUAUGUUGAUACUGUAAUGCCCUUGGUAUUGAAAGAAAUGGCAUCAUCAGAGGCGACUAAUAGGAGGAAUGCUGCAUUUUGUGUUGGCGAGUUGUGCAAAAAUGGUGGUGACCCAACCCUAAAAUAUUAUGCAGACAUCCUUCGUGCUCUUUACCCAUUAUUUGGGGAAUCUGAGCCAGAUGAUGCUGUAAGAGACAAUGCUGCUGGUGCUGUUGCAAGGAUGAUCAUGGUGCAUCCUGAGGCUAUCCCUUUGAACCAGGUUCUUCCUGUUUUUCUGAAAGUUUUGCCAUUGAAAGAAGAUCAUGAGGAGUCUUUGGCUGUUUAUACCUGUGUCUGUAAUCUAGUACUAGCCUCUAAUCCCCAGAUACUAUCUCUAGCCCCUGACUUGGUGAAUAUAUGCGCACAAGUGGUAGUUUCUCCUGCUGAAACUCCUGAGGUUAAAGCGCAAGUCGGCAUAGCUUUUUCUCAUCUAAUUUCUCUAUAUGGCCCGCAACCCAUAUUGAGCAACCUUUCACCUGCACAUGCCAAUGCACUGGCAGCAUUUGCACCCAAAAGUUGAUUACCUGAAUAUGCCAGUGAAUCACCCUGCUCUGCACAUUUCAGUCUUGGGAUUAGAUGUCGCUUCAAGUUUGUUGCUUCUGAGUACAGUUUGUUUCGCAAAUUUGUGAGUGAGAAAUGGUUGAAUCUUGCAGGAUGGCACUGGUCAUCUGGGUAUGUAAAUUUGUAUCCCACAGCCCUUUCAAAUUCUGUUUGUGUUAGUACUCUGAUGCUAGCUCCUCUUUGGAUCCUUUGUGUAGGAUUUGUUGCCCCUCAAUCUGUCUCCAUUUUUACCUCAUGGAGACAUGGUGCCGUUUCAGUAAUAUUUUCUACAUUUUUUUUUUGGUUUUGGUUUUGUUUUUUCUUCUUUUGGUCCCGUUAUUCUUUUUUUGAAUUUAUUGUGUAUAGCCUAUAGAGAGCCUGUAUGUUUUAUCAUUAUUUUAAUUUAUUUGUUUCAACAGCAGAGCUGUGUAUUGCGUGACAAUUUUGCACUGAGUAUAAGUAAUAAGACAAUUUUGCAUUGUCUAGAGUAA